AUGGAUACUAAAGGCAGUCAAAAUGUAUCAGGCACCAAUUUACCAAACAUUCCAAUGUCUGAAGAUGGAGUAGUAUACAUUGCUGUUAAAGGUUCCAUUCAUGCAAAUGAUUGCUCUGUGUUUGGUUUAGGUUCAGAAGAAAUUAAGGCUUUGACAAAAAAAUAUCCAGGUUCUGGUAAUGUUGUGAAUGGUGUUGCUAUGAAAACCAAUGUUCUGGAAUUGAUUAAUUCACUCAGCCAGCUGGGAUAUAAAGUGGUGACAAGUACUGGUGAGGCAGAAAUCAUCUGGACUCUUCAGAGAGAUAUAUAA
Molecule: messenger RNA, 309 nt
Organism: Pieris napi
Lineage: Eukaryota; Metazoa; Arthropoda; Insecta; Lepidoptera; Pieridae
Exons: 1
Coding region: 1-309 (102 amino acids)
Source: RefSeq, a predicted model, not a curated record